Messenger RNA from Dicentrarchus labrax (European seabass), 9372 nucleotides. RefSeq names its product myelin transcription factor 1-like, b (gene myt1lb). The record is from RefSeq and is a predicted model, not a curated record. Gene Ontology annotation, biological process: regulation of transcription by RNA polymerase II. NCBI's taxonomy places the organism in Eukaryota, Metazoa, Chordata, Actinopteri, Moronidae. Gene Ontology annotation, cellular component: nucleus. The transcript has 20 exons. Gene Ontology annotation, molecular function: RNA polymerase II cis-regulatory region sequence-specific DNA binding; zinc ion binding; DNA-binding transcription factor activity, RNA polymerase II-specific. The coding region runs from base 3040 to 6846 and encodes 1268 amino acids.
CAGCUGCUUAGGGCCAGCUUCAGGCCGGGCACAUUCUGACCUCUAACCCCUGAACCCCCCCACAAGCCCUCCGCGAUCCCAACCUCCCCAUCCCCUUCAGCCCUCCCUUCAGAGCAGCUGCCAACUAAAUUACAUCAAUGUCAAAAAGCCCUCCUGCUCUGCUGGGGAGAUGGAGCCUGGUAAACAUGACGCAGAGCGGGAAUCACAGUGUAACACGGGAAGUGCAGACACUUUAGAUUGUAUGCCGGAAUUACAGUAACAGAUAAGGAUGGUGAUUAUUGUUAACAAAUGACCAAAACAAUGUGCCACUGUGUCUCUUACAUACAUGCCACUUCCCCAGCUGGUCGAUCGGUUUCUACUGUAGACAUAAAUCACUACAGGUCAUGAAUAUACACACUUUUUUUUUAUGGCCAAAAAAAAAAUCCCAAAACAGCUGGGUACUGCUGUUAUAAGCAGCAGAGUCAGUGCAGUACUGGGUUAGUAUUAGAUGAAUUGAUUUAAAUAACUACAGUUCAUGGAAAUGAGGGAACUUGUCACUGAGUACAACAGUGCAGCUCACUGAUGUGUUUUUAAUGGUCUAUGGACAACCGUACAGCUCUAUGGCACAGAGGAAGAAGAUAUAUCAGGCUUUGGCUACAGAGGCAGUACUACUAGAUUGUGGUCUUUUCAUGGGAUUUGACAACAAUAACAAAAAUAGAGAGUAUCACCAGAUUUAUUCUUUAUCUACAUUUUUGUUGUGUUCCUCCAUAUAGUGCAGAAACAGUUCAAGGCACCAAUCGGUCAAUCAACAGAAAACAGUUUUGAUCAUUGAUUAAUCAUUUAAGUUAUUUAAGUGAAAAUGCUGUUUCUUAGUUGAAUAUCUUUGGGCUUUUGCACUGUUGAUUGACAGAACAGCAGUUUGAAGACGUCACCUUGGAUCAAUUAAUUGACAAUAAUCAAUUAUUUAAAAAAAUCCCUGUUUAUUGCAGCCCUAGUUUAGUAACACAGUCCAGCCAUGUAAGUGAUUCUCUCUGCUUAGAUCACAGUUAGUGACUAAAUACACUAACUUAGCUUAUCCCAAUAAACAAGUAUUAUGACAGCCACCACUGUGGCUUACACAGACAAAUGGACAAGCUGGAGGAAGGAACUCCUUCUCCAAAAUGGCUGCUGGGCUAGCAGCUAACUAGCUGGCCUCUGUGUGUGUGUGUGUGUGUGUGUGUGUGUGUGUGUGUGUGUCUGGGUUGGGGUGAUUGAUUGAAGUCAUUACGCUGGUGGAGAGACUCCUUACCUGGCUAAUCCAGGAGUGAAUUUAGCUGCAGGAUGACAGAUAGCCGCAUUACACCCCCAGAAUCUGCUGCCGGAUGAGCUCUCCUGCUCAGGAUCUCCACUACCAAAUUAUGCAAAAUGGCUUGUAUAAUGCACAUAUCAAUAUUAGAUCCAUCUUCAAAUCCCCAGCCACAGUGUUACACUAAAUUCAAGGAAUCUGAAAACAAAAAUGCUCAAUUAUCUGACAUAUUAAAUCACUGUGUGUUAAAAAUCCAUUAAAAAAAUAUUUUGUUAAGUGCAUUUUAACCUUAAGUAUAGUUUAUAUUUUGUGUAAAUGAAAUAAGAAUACACCACAACAGAUUAGGGGCAGCAAUUUACCCAGAAUUUACAAAUGAGUCAGUAUCAGAUAGGUGCACAAACAACCUGUGAGGAGAGGUUUUCCUCCAAGCAUGAGCAGUAGUUGGCAGACAUGGACAAAACGGAGCUAAAGGGGAGCAGUGGAGGCCUUGCAUGGGCUCUGGGGGUGAGGAUAAAAUGUAGGAAGAUGUUGCUGGGCACAUGUAAGAAGCCCACUAGAGUCAUUGCUAGCCAUUGUACUGUACCUCAGGCAUGUUGAGGCUGAUGGGCUUAGUGCGAGCAUUUGACUAAAGUUGAGACAGGCUUUAUUAGCUGCAGGCUAUGUUAGAGAUGGAGCAGUGAAUGGGCAACAACAGGCUUAUUGAACCAGUGAGCUGAACAGCAACAUGUCUGUUGGGUACUGAUGCCUCUUGGCUACUUCACCACAGCACUCGCUGUCUAAAACACAUAAACCAUUGUAGUGUCAAGAAACGGUGAAUUUGGGAUGUUACUGCUUUGUUGAACUGUGCAACCAAGCAUGAAGAGAUUACAGUUAAAUGUUGCUUGUAUUAUUAAGACUUUAGUGUAAACCAAAAUUGGACAUGUAAUUUCAGCACACUAACACUGACAAACAACCAUCACAUGUUUCACUGACACUGAGGAUUAUUUUGAUACCACAACUAUGAAGUAGUAUUUUAUGAGUUUCAGAGCAAACUGUCAUUGUGUGUUCUGUGUGUGCAUGAGUGUGUGUGAAUGAGCCAUAGCAGCUGAUAUGAGAGCUGGAGCCUGAGACGCCAGAAAACGCCCCAAAUUGCAGCGUCUGCCAUGCGCUGAGCCUCCUGCACCAAGACACUGUCUUUUGUUCUCCCCUGCUAGCGGGAGAAGCCUGACAGCUCUGAAAUGAUCCUCUCUCCUCUUCCACACAGACACAGAGACACACACACACACACACACACACACACACACACACACACACACACACACACACACACACUUUUCAUUUCAAUUACUCUGCUAUAGAUUUCCCAGUUUUGCGUGCACACAAAAGAGGCAUAUACACACAUGCACAAAAACAUACAUUCUCCUGUCUGUCUCACUCCUAUAGCCUCUAUUUUUCCUCCCCACCUCUCAUUUUCACUGCCUGUCUGUCUCUCUCUCAUUUUUCCUCACUGGCUGGCUGUGAGGAUGGCGAAUCCCUCAUGGAUUUCUGGAGGGUAUCACCAUGGAGACGGGGCUCUGCCACACGUGUCUAUAGAUCCUCCUGCUGGAUAGGGGGCACAGCCAGAGGUGGUGCAUUCCCUCCAUCUCUAGUCUGCUCUGCUGAGAGAGAAGGAGAGACAACAAUGAGCUGAGGUUGAGGGGGAGAGUGUGUACGGCUGCCCUCUGGCCAAGAAGAGAAAGAGUCUAGACAGACAAACCCUGGAAACCUCCCCCAAGAGGAGCACCUACCUAGAUGACAUGGACAACUCCACCAUGGAGGAGUGCUACGAGACAGACGGAACCGAGGAGAUGGACGACAGGGAGGAAGAGGAGGAGGAAGGAGCGGUAGAGGAGGAGGAGGAAGAAGGAGAAGUAGAGGAAGAAGAAGAGGACAUGGAAGGCUACAUGGACUACAACGUAGCGCAAAUGGAGCAUGAAGAAGGGGAGGUGGAGAGAGGGGAUGGAGAGGGUGAAGAAGAGGAGGAAGAAGAGGAGGUAGAGGUAGAGCAAGAAGAGGAGGAAGAGGGUGACGAGGAGAGGGUGGAGGAAGCAGAGGAAGAGGAAGAAGCAGUAGAGGAGGUGGACUAUGACGAGGGAGAGGAGGAAGAAGGAGAACAGAGUCAUGGGCAAGAGGACGAUCAGAUGAGCAGUGGUGAGGGGGCCGAGGGCGAUGGUGGAGGUGGUGGCGGCAAUGCCAAAUCUGGCCCAGCGACGGAGAAGGACGACAACAACAAUGACGAGUACGAGAACUAUGACGAACUCGUAGCCAAGUCCCUCCUCAACCUGGGCAAGAUCGCAGAAGACGCUGCCAACCGAGCCAUGACGGAAUCUGAGAUGAACAGCAACUCCUCUAACAGCGCUGAGGAAGAAGAAGAGGAGGAGGAAGAGGAAGAAGAGGAGGAGGAGGAUGACGACGAAGAGGAAGAGGAGGAGGAAGAAGAAGACGAGGAGGAAGAGGAGGAAGAAGAAGAGGUGGAAGGGGAUGAAACACAGCGGGGUGAUCUGAGUUUGGACGUUGACAGCGAUGUGGUUCGGGAGACGGUGGACUCCCUUAAACUGCUGGCACAAGGUCACGGUGCAGUAUUGGCUGACAAUUUAGACGGACAGGAGUUUGAGGAUGGUACAACUGAGAAUGGGGAUGAGAAUGACUGUACUCACAAUGGGGGAAAUUCACACAAUGGUGGUAAUGGACAAGUUAAGACCACCAGUAAUGGACAAAUAGAAAACAGUGACGAAGAAGUGUGUUUAAGCAGUCUGGAGUGCCUACGGAACCAAUGCUUUGACCUGGCUCGGAAACUAAGUGAAACCAAGUCUGCUGACCGAAUCGGACCAUCCCAGCAAAAUCAUUUUUCAUGCGGGGAUCCCAAUCAACAGCCCCAGCAUCACAGCUAUGGGGAUUUUCACCACAGCCAAGACGACAGGCGGACACUUGAUAGGAACUAUUCCGACAUGGACAAUCUUAUGAAGCUUGAGGAACAGCUGAGUCCACGCUCCAAGGCCUUCUCCAGUUGCGCACAGGACGACCGAUAUCACACCAACCACCGGGACUUCGAUGAGGACACAGCCUCUGUGACGUCGGACCGUUCAGAAGAAGUGUUUGACAUGACAAAGGGCAACCUGUCCCUGUUGGAGAAGGCCAUUGCACUAGAGUCAGAACGUGCCAAGGCAAUGCGGGAUAAAAUGGCGGCUGAGGCUGCUAGGAGAGACGGGGUGAGAUAUAGUCAUGAAGACCAUGGCCCACGGCAUGGCUACGGCCUUGAGCGUAAAGCCCGGCUUCCUGAUGGUAUGAAGAAGCCUUUCUACCAUAAAGAUGCUUCACGUGCAGACAAGAAGGAAAGUCGGUGUCCGACACCAGGCUGCGACGGCACGGGUCACGUGACGGGCCUGUACCCCCACCAUCGGAGCCUGUCCGGCUGUCCGCACAAAGACAGGGUGCCACCAGAAAUUGUGGCUAUGUAUGAGAAUGUUCUUAAGUGUCCUACGCCUGGCUGCACGGGACGCGGCCAUGUCAAUAGCAACAGAAACUCCCACAGAAGUCUGUCAGGAUGUCCUAUUGCGGCAGCUGAGAAGCUGGCCAAAGCCCAGGAGAAGCACCAGAGCUGUGACGGCCCCAAGUCCAACCAGGCUUCUGACCGAGUCUUAAGGCCUAUGUGCUUUGUCAAACAACUGGACUAUCCACAGUAUGGUUACAAGAACAAUGUUUCCACCAGCACGCCCCGCUCCAACCUGGCCAAGGAGCUGGAGAAGUACUCCAAGACCAGCUUUGACUACAGCGCCUUUGAUGGCAGUAACAACCACCAAGUGUACGGGAAACGGGCCAUCGCACCCAAAGUUCAUGGACAAAGAGACACCUCCCCCAAAGGAUAUGACGCCAAACGUUACUGUAAGAACUCCAGCUCGGCCAGCAGCACCACCAGCACCUACGCUCCCAGCAGUAGCAGCAGUAGCCUGAGCUGUGGAGGUGGAGGAGGGGGCGCGGGAGGAGGAAGAGGGGGCGGGGGCAGCAGCGCCAGCAGCACCUGCAGCAAGAGCAGCUUUGACUAUAGCCACGACAUGGAGGCCGCCCACAUGGCAGCCACGGCCAUCCUCAACCUGUCCACGCGCUGCCGGGAAAUGCCCCAUGGCAUGGGGGGAAAGCCCCAGGACCUGUGCUCGCAGAGCCCCGGUCUAGAUGUUGAUGAAAAUGGUACGUUGGACCUGAGUAUGAGCAAGCGUCUGUGCAGCGGCGGCGGUGGUGGAGGGGACUCGGUGCUCACCCCUCUAGAGCCCAUGUCCCCCCAGAGGCAAGCCGCCCUGCUGGGCUCCCGCUGCUACGGCAUGGGGGAUGCCGCCGACUGCUGGGACCUGCCUGUAGACUACACCAAGAUCAAACACAUAGACGAGGACGAGAAAGAGCCGGAUGACUUGGAUCCCUUCCAUGACCUGCUGGACGACCGCUCCUACACCACAGAUGUUAACAUGCCCAGCCCCAAGCCCAAGUAUGUCCAGUGCAAAGAGAGUAAGAAGGACCUGAUAACAUGUCCCACACCGGGGUGUGAUGGAAGUGGUCAUUUGACGAGCAAUUUCGCCUCACAUCGAAGUCUCUCAGGUUGUCCUUUAGCUGAUAAAAGCAUUCGAAGUAUGCUGGCCAACAACGCGCAAGAGCUCAAGUGCCCGACACCAGGGUGCGAUGGUUCGGGACAUAUCACUGGCAACUACGCCUCACACAGAAGUCUCUCAGGGUGUCCGCGGGCCAGGAAAAGUGGGAUAAAGAUCAUCCACAGUAAAGAGAACAAGGAGGACCAGGAGCCUAUCAGGUGUCCUGUCCCAGGUUGUGAUGGUCAGGGACAUGUGACAGGGAAGUAUGCGUCCCACAGAAGUGCAUCAGGAUGCCCCAUAGCAGCCAAGAGACAAAAGGACGGCUACCUAAAUGGCAUCCAGUUCACAUGGAAGUCUGGCAAGACAGAGGGCAUGUCCUGCCCCACACCGGGCUGCGACGGCUCGGGUCACGUCAGCGGCAGCUUCCUGACACAUCGCAGUCUGUCGGGUUGUCCACGUGCCACCUCCGCCAUGAGGAAAGCCAGGCUCUCUGGAGUGGAAAUGCUAACAAUAAAGCAGCAACGUGCCAGCAACGGACUGGAGCACGAAGAGGAGAUCAAACAGCUGGAUGAAGAAAUCAAAGAUUUAAGUGAAUCAAAUUCACAAGUGGAAGCAGACAUGAUCAAACUUCGAACACAGAUUACAACAAUGGAGUCCAGCCUGAAGUCCAUAGAGGAGGAAAACAAGGUGAUUGAACAGCAAAAUGAAUCUCUCCUGCAUGAGCUGGCCAACCUCAGCCAGUCACUGAUUAACAGUUUAGCUAAUGUCCAGCUCCCUCAUAUGAAACCACUGGCACAUAAAGAGCCUCCUUUAAGGAAUAACAGCUGCUUACAGAUGCACCAGCAAGAGCCAAUAAGCGAGCAGAACUUUGACGCCUACGUGACCACUCUAACGGAUAUGUACACAAACCAAGACCAGUACCAGAGCCCGGAAAACAAAGCCCUGUUGGAAAACAUCAAGCAAGCUGUUCAAGGGAUCCAAGUGUAACCAUUCAGCAAAGGGAGAUUUUUGUUCCCUAAGCAGGUGUGGGUGUUGUAUCAAUUCCACAUACGAACAGGCAGUGAUGGGUUAAUCUCCUCGGUUCGGUGCAGUAACUUAUAUAGUGUUAUAUAUUCUAAAUUCUGUUCUCUCAAAAAAAGAGGUAUUAUGCUUAGAAAGACCUCGAGAUAAUUUCUUUCUUUCGUUCUUUUCUUUUUAGGCCUUGCUUUGAGGAAGAACAUAAAAGAGUAACCGGCAAAAUAGUUUUUGAGGACAUUCACAUUUUGUACGUUUUCAUAUGAGCUGACAUAGUGUCAUGUAAUGUUUCUAGCUGCUCAUGUAUGCACAUUUUUAGUGUAUAUUUCUGAACAGUAAGCUAAUGAUAACGGAACGCAAGUUCUUUUUAUUGCUUGACAACAAAGCAUUUUAGAUGAAAAAACUGGACAGUGAAAUAAAAAUGAAAAAACUACAAGCAAGGAGGAAGCUACUUAUUUUUCUCCUCACUGGAUGAUUUUGGACUUGAUGAUUUUAGAUGUUUUUUCUUCUUCUUCUUUUUGCGUGUACAUUGUUCAAGAGCAAGAACUGGUUUGCGAAUCGCUUUAUUUUCUGACAAUGCUUGAGAAACGUUUGUGUUUUGUUUUGAUGAAAAAAAAGAUGUGUAGCUGUAGGUGGGGGCAUUUUUAAUUGGUGCUGUAGAUGAAUCUGGAGAGGAAACUGACCUGAUGUAUGUAUGAAUGUAUGUAUGAACAGUUAUAUUGUAAACAUCAUUACACGGAAACCCGAUGGUGGAAAUCCCAUUAUCUAGGAGAGCCAAUUAAUUCCUAGAGGAAGACAUCUGUGCAGCGCAUGCAUGUUCACAUGCUCAUCCUUAACUAAUCUCAAACAGAAAUGAUGUGUAAAGACAAUGACCUAUAGAGACCACAUUCUAGCCUUUCUAGUAUCAAAUCUGCUCAAUUUCGAGACUCGUGUUGCUAGGAUCAAGAAAUGUCUCAGCAAUAUAAUAAGUGAAUAAUUUGUUUAUAGUAGGUACGGGAUGCAAUCUGCAAAGGAAAAAAAUGUUGGGUAUAUGCAAUUUCUUGUUUAUAAGCAUAGCGGGGUAACAUGAAUCUUUUUAAUAUAGCCUAUGUAAAAUAUUGAUUUUUAUACAAAUCUUUUAAUACAAAAAGUCUUUUUAAAAAAGAGGAGGGAACCUGGACAUUGAGUUUUAGAAGCGAAAGUAUAUGAGUUCCACUUUUUUUCUGUACGAUUUUGCACAGGGACACCUUCGUUUCCAUGUUUUGAUGUUCUUACAGAAACUAAAAGCAGUACCCGAGAGCCUAAAAGGAGGGUUUCAGAGGGUUUUGUAAAGAGUAUUUAUAGAGUAUGACAGCGGGACUUACAGGGUCACUGUCCCCACUUAUGUGCCAGUAGACUAUUUGCACUUGUCCUUGAAGAUAUUAUCCUUACGUACGGCGGCGUGCAAUUUUCCAGGUGACCUCUUUGGCACACGAUUGGAGCAACCAACUGCUUGGAGCCACUGUAGGUGUGGAUUUAGUACCACUGAGAGAGGAAGAACAGGGACUUGAAAUCAGAGAAGAGGAUGAUUAUAACCAUAGCAGUUAUACUGUAGGCUAUUAUCAAGUGUAAAAACAUUAACAAUGUUCUUUCAUUUUUGCUAUGUUUUAGGAAGAUGAAGUUAUCCCCCAGCAGCACUUUAUAUCUAAUCACUGUACAAAGGAUUAAAUAGUCAAUCAAUUCAAGGUUUUAAAAAAAGCAGAAGAAACGGUGAACGAGACCUUCGAGGGGUGAUACAAUCCAGCGUGACGCCCGUAUGCCUGACUGUAUGCACCCCUUCGUUCUGUUGUUCUAGUUGUUAGCGAUCAUGUUCAGAAUUUGCCUUUUUGAGAGCUAAUGCAAAAGGUGCUUGUUGUUCACCUGAUUGAAUCUCAUCUAUUGUACUUUACUGUCCUCUUUCAGGACUCUACUACCCAUCAUCCAUGACUGCAUACGCCUUUUUCCACAGCAUCGUGUCUGCAGCUUUUUGCCAAUAUAGUAAUGCUUCAGUAGAGUAAUAGCUAGUACCAGUUUUUGAAUUAAUUCUCAUUAUCAGUAAAAAGGGAAACGGGAUUUAAAGCACAAACCGGCUGCUCAUCUGAUGUUGGUACAUAAAUAACAAAUCUGAAUAGAGUUAUCUGUGACUAUCUAUAGGGAACACAAAAAGGUUGUCACAUAUUUAGAAAGCUGACUUUUCAUAUAAAUUAUUGUGAAUUCAUCAGAGUUUAUUAUUUUAUUUGAGCCAAUUCAUUUUGAGACUGGUUUUCAGUGACCAUUAACAAAGACAGGAUUUUGUAUAAACUAUUGUGCUCUCUGUGGAACUGAAGUUUGAUUUAUUUUUGUACUACACAGCAUGGAUUUGUUGACAUUUUAAUUUUGCUAUAAAUGUGUGAGAUCACAAGUUGCUGUGAUAUUUCAUUUAUAAAUUGUGAACUUUGUACAAUUUUUGUCAUGCUGGAUGUUGACACAUCUUACUCUGAAUAAAGAAAAAAUGUGUUGCCA